UCACUAUUCUCUGUUCUCAAGGAGACUGCAAUGCAAUGGAACCAAAAUGUCGUACGGAAGUUUUCCCCAUUAUCGGACCUAUAAACAUCUGUCCAAUGUCCCCUUUAGAUUACAUCCCGAUGUUAGGGUCAUGUUAGUCAACUACCACCACAAGGAGAUCAACAGCAGAGGUCUAUUGAAAUUUAUUUAUGAGCGCGUUCCGCCUCUGCAGUUUGGCCACCCGAAAGUGCAAAUUGUCCGUCAGGGCGACGAGCCUCACAAGCCAUUGCCAUAUAUUGAGGUUUUCUUCCACAAUGGCAAGCGUGUAUUCAUUGACUGCGAGAACAAGUUGAUGACCACGAUCACACAGACGUUGGAGGCAGUCGCUGGUGACAUAUUUGAUGAAACCGACGUUGUUGAAGUUGAUCUUGAUUCAAAGCUGUACAAAGAUCCAUGCGACUUCAGGUGGCACAGGGGUAGAAAGUGCAUCUGUGAGAUACCUGGCCAGUCGCCGUGCUCCGUCAAGAACCUCAAAAAGAAUAAGGAGCUCAUCUUCCACCGGAAACUGUUCCUGGCGCGUGACGAGAACCGUGGCAUGGUAACUUCGCUCUGAGCGGGUGAAGUGCUUGCAUGAUUGCACUGUCAGUUUCUUUGCAUAGCAGUCUUAACUAUACGACCACCCAAUCGUGUCGCAGUGUUUGAUUUUUAAUUAGUUUUUUUUCUUUCUUUUUCGAUGAUUGAGCGUUAAUAUGAACCACA
This is a messenger RNA of Sycon ciliatum, 738 nucleotides long. Its product is annotated as small ribosomal subunit protein mS25-like. Gene Ontology annotation, cellular component: mitochondrion. Gene Ontology annotation, molecular function: structural constituent of ribosome. The record is from RefSeq and is a predicted model, not a curated record. The transcript is spliced from 4 exons. NCBI's taxonomy places the organism in Eukaryota, Metazoa, Porifera, Calcarea, Leucosolenida, Sycettidae. The coding region runs from base 47 to 592 and encodes 181 amino acids.